Syngnathoides biaculeatus (alligator pipefish) is the source of this 10921-nucleotide messenger RNA. It is a transcript of the gene nav3, whose product is annotated as neuron navigator 3. Gene Ontology annotation, biological process: neurogenesis; nervous system development. NCBI's taxonomy places the organism in Eukaryota, Metazoa, Chordata, Actinopteri, Syngnathiformes, Syngnathidae. Bases 1068 to 8078 code for a protein of 2336 amino acids. The transcript has 44 exons. The record is from RefSeq and is a predicted model, not a curated record. Gene Ontology annotation, molecular function: ATP binding; ATP hydrolysis activity; protein binding.
CAAGGAGAUCCAGAUUUGCUUGUCAGGCGGUGGAUUGGCCGGGUAGAGAGCCAGGAAUUUCUGGCACAGCAGACCCAAGCUCUUCCGCUUCCUGCUCCACUUCUUCUCCCCAUCUUCCUCAUCCUCCGCCGCUUCAAACUAUGCUGUGUGGUGCCGAAUGGCCACUAGGGAGCUGUCUUUGCCCUCCACCGUCUCUUCACUUCACAGUCCACAGAGGCAACAACUGAGGGAGAUUUGGUGUUCAACACUCCCACCGUGUGGCCAAAAGGCACGGCUGCCCCAUGACGCUGCACACUCAGACCGGCUCUGGACGUCUUCGCAGCGAGGGCAGGCUGCUUCCUCCCAUCCCCGAGCUCAGUUUUUCCGCGACAUCCACCGCGCAGUCCCCCGACCCGGCUCUCUCUGGGGACACAUUUUGGAAGACUUAAGAUCAUCCUUCUCUCACAAAAGCUGCUGGGGGGAGGAAAAAAAAGCGCUGCGGAGGGAAAAACGCUGCUGGUGCUGGAUAUAAGGGGCAGUGGGAACCGGCGUAACCCCUCCACUCCAUCCCAUUUAUUCAAGUGGACAGUGCAGUGUUAAAAGCUCCCAACUUGAAUACUAAUAACCUUCCUGAGGUUAGUCUUGGGUUGCUGGUGUGCUCUGGUGGAGUGGAUGCCCCAGUUUGAUUGUUGGUUACCUUCAGACAAGACUUUGGCUCCAGUUCUUCUGAAGAUCCACCAGUGGACUAAAAUCAGACUUGGAGGGACUCCUUGUUGGAGCCAGGGAUUUGGGCUACACUGUGAGGAAGCAGCACUGAGACCUUCAUCUGAAACUGCACAAACAGCAUCCAGAAAGAAAUUGACGCAAUGAUACACGAUUUCUAACCGACCACCCCUUGAGCCGCUGCCCCACAGCGAAACGUUUGAUUCAACUCUCCCAACAUCCACCUGCCAUGGAUCGCCUGCGUCCGGUGGAAGGCACGAGCCGGACACAGGCCUUCAUCGGCAGACUGUAGUCCCUCCUGAUUGUCUUCAGUUCACGGUCCCUGUCUUUUUCAUCUUGGAAUUAUAUCCUGCUUGGACCUCGGGAUGGAGGCACCAGAAGCCAGCAAGCAUGGCAAGAAGUCAACAGGUCAGAAGCUGGAGGACCAGAAAAAGAUUUACACAGACUGGGCCAAUCACUACCUGGCCAAGUCGGGCUGUCCGCGGCUCAUCAGGGACCUGAGCCAGGACGUCACCGACGGAGUCCUGCUCGCACAGAUCAUCCAGAUCAUAGCCAAUGAGAAGGUGGAGGAUAUCAAUGGCAGCCCCCGGAGUCAGACCCAAAUGAUUGAGAAUGUGGACGCCUGCCUCAGUUUCCUCGACGCUAGAGGAGUGAAUGUACAAGGGCUCUCGGCAGAAGAGAUCAGGAAUGGCAACCUGAAAAGCAUCCUGGGCCUCUUCUUCAUCCUGUCCCGCUACAAGCAGCAGCAGCAGCAACAGCAGCAGUACUACCAGUCGCUGGUGGAGCUCAGCCAGCAGACCGGCAGCGGCACGGCAACAUCUGCCAGCAAGUCGCACGAGAUGCAGUCCAGUCUCACAGCACGAUAUGCAAGUCCUCCGCCCCAUACUGGAAUAGGGUCGCCACAGAAGAAAAACACAAGAUUACCGGGACCCUCCAGGGUACCUGCUGCAGGCAGCGGGGCCUCCAGGAGUCCGGGCUCGUCCAAUCUGAACCGGCGCAGCCAGAGCUUCAACAGCAUCGACAAGAGCAAACCGCUCCAGUUCGCCAGUGGCAACGACAGAGAGGCAAUGAGGAACAUCCCAGUAGCCGGCGGCAUGAACGGAAGCGGAAUAGGUGGGACUGUUCCCACCAGCCCAAGUGGGCAGCAGCUGGGCUCUGCCAUUCCCUCCGCCAACGCCAGUAAAUCCUGGCGGAGCAAGUCCAUGAACCUCAAGCACAGCGCCACUUCCUCCAUGUUGGCCAGCCCCACAAACCCGACGUCGCCGUCCCUGUCACAGCAGACCCAGGAAGGCAUCCAUCCGCACAGCAAUGACGGCUGCAAAGUUGCCGGAGCGCCCCACAGGUCGAUGCUGGACAAGUUCCGUAUGAUUAACCCUCGAUCGGCCUCCCGAGUGUCUCCGUCAAUGGCUGAGAUGGCUCUGCAGGAAGAAGACGACAUGUCAGAGUACGGCGAGGAUGGACUCACGCCCACGGGCUCGGUAUGCAGCAGCAGCGGUAGCAGUACUACGGUGAAACAAAUGCCCUCCAAGACCAGCGCAUCGUCCUUUAGUUCCACAAACAAGAGCUCGUCUUCCUCCUCCUUUUCCAAAACUUCUCCCAAUGCCAGCAAGUCCACAUCCAAAGACAAGGAGGAAAAAAACAAGCCUGGGAGCAAGCAAGUCUGCGCUCCGUCCAAAGAAGAGCGAGACUCUUUUGCGGACUCGGCGAAGAAGAUAUCCAAAAUCGCCAGCCUUGUGCCCAAGGGAGCAAAGCAAGGAAAGAAAGACAGCGGCUGCUCCUCGGGUUCCAGCGGCAUCCCCAAGCCGGGACUUAAAGCACCCUCCGCCAGUGUGGCAAAGCCCCAGGGACAGUCCCAAAGCCAUACGGGCCUCAGCAGCACUAGUAACCUCCGGGGAGGGGAGGCCGAGAGAGCCAAACUCACAAAAGGUGGACAAGGCGGGAGUUUCUACACGCAGCGCUCCAUGGGGGGUUCAGAGGGCAAACGAACCAGCAUCACCUCCUCCACCAGCACGUCGGCCCUGUCCGCAUCCACCGGCGUCCUGGCAGGUGGAGGCGGAGCACUGGGGAAUGGAGUCGUUCAGCUGCCGCAGCAGCAACAGCACAACCACCCCAAUACUGCCACUGUGGCUCCCUUUAUGUACAGGACUUUCUCGGAGAAUGAUUGCACCAUGGUGGCCCCGGCCGACCCCUGCCUCAGCCCCACCAAGGGUGAGCUGGUCUACAGCAAGACUGCCAAACAGUGCCUGGAGGAGAUAUCGGGAGAGGACCCCGAGACGAGACGAAUGAGAACAGUAAAGAACAUCGCUGACCUGCGGCAGAACCUGGAAGAAACAAUGUCCAGUCUUCGGGGGACACAGAUCAGCCACAGCACACUGGAGACAACCUUCGACACAACUGUGACCACAGAAGUCAACGGGCGGAGUCUCCCCGCCCUCGCCACUCGCUCCUCCCCCAUGGCCUGGCGCCUGGGCCAAACGCAAACGCCACGUCUCCAGGCGGGCGAGGCCCCCUCCAUGCCCGGCAGUUACCCCGCCCCCAGGGCGGGCGCAGGGGGCGGGGGCGCCACCGCGACAGGCCGCUACGGCGGCCACUCUGACCCCUCCAGGUUUGUGUACGGCGCCCCCCUGCGGCGAUCGGCGGGGGCGCGGGGGCCGGAGCGGGUUGAGAGGGGAGGAGGAGGGCUGGAAGGAGGGAAGCAGAUGGAGGUGGCGGGGUACAUGAGUGAAGGGGACGUCCUGGGAAAGAACGAACCGAUGGAUGAAAUCACCAGCGGGUAUCUGACAGAUGGAGGUCUGCACUUGUACGCGCGGAACACGGGCCGAGCUCCCGACCCGGCUUCUUCUCGAGAAAUCUCGCACAGAGGAAGUAAAGAGAUCCAAGGGGACGUGGACAGCUGGGAUGACAGCAGCUCGGUGAGCAGCGGCCUGAGCGACACCUUGGACAACAUCAGCACCGACGACCUGAACCCGCCCGCCUACUCGGCCGUCGGCUCGUCUCGUAAAAGCAAAGGUGCACAGUCCCAGAAAGCCACCAAGCCCAAGCAUGCCGAGCAGGAGGUGAGCAGCAGCUGGGUCGGAGCUGAAGACCUCAAGAAGGUGGAGGAGGAACUUGACGCGAGCAUGGACCCCAACGGCGGCUCCUCCCGCUGGAAGCCCUCUUCGACGUCGUCUUCGUCCCAGGCCCAAAGUCAGUACGAGGACCCGGGUCAGAAGGCGACGACGUUGGCCCAAAUAUCCCAGACUGGCUCACUAAGAAGAGGCAUGACAGCCCAGGUGGGCAUCACGCCACCCAGGACGAAAAAUACUUCUGCCUCACACAAAACGACAGGAAAGACCGAUGAUGCCAAGGCUUCGGAGAAAGGCAAGGUGCCCUCGAAGGGUUCUUCCAGCAUCCAGCGUUCCCCAUCAGAUGCCGGAAAGAGCAGCGGAGACGAAGGCAAGAAACCCCCCUCUGGUAUGGGACGCCCACCUACCACAGGUUCGUUUGGAUUCAAGAAGAUCUCUGGCCCCAGCGGGACCCUAAUCACGCCUAGUGGCGCCACGCUCUCUAGUGGUUCAGCCACCCUUGGCAAGGCACCCAAAUCAUCAGCCGGCAUCGGCAAAGGCCCCGCUAUCGGUGGCGCACGUAAGACCAGCUUGGACGGCUCCCAGCCUCAGGACGAUGGCACGCUGCUUAGCUGCGGGGGGUCGAAAGUGUCCCUCCAGUACCGCUCUCUACCUAGGCCGGCCAAAUCCUCCAGUGGGGCGGCGGCGGGUCGGGGCGGGCACCGCUCCAGCUCCAGCAGCAUCGACUCCAACGUCAGCGGCAAGUCCGCCGGCGGAGGGGCGGCGAACCCGGCCGGAGCAAAGCGCAGGGACGCCGGGAAGGUGGGCUCGGACCGCUCCAGUCCCGUCAACACGAACCAGACGGACAAGGAGAAAGUGACGGUGACGGAGCAGGAUCCGGGACUGUCCACUUCGCCCAAGUCCAGCCCCACCUCCACUUCAACAGGCCUCAGGCAGCCCGGCUCCAAGUACCCCGACAUUGCCUCCCCUACCUUCCGCAGAUUGUUUGGCACCAAAGCCAGCAGCAAGGCCAGCUCCCCGGGCACGCCCGACUCUGGCAAGUGCCCCUCAAUCCUGGGCAGCCCGCACGGUACUCUGGCGAGGCAGGCCAGUCUGGACUCGCCGUCCUCCGGCACAGGGAGUCUGGGCAGCGCCGGCGGCCUGAGCGGCGGCAGCAGCCCGCUGUACGGCAAAGGCCCGGACCUCCUGUGCACCGACUCCCCGGCCUCCAGCCCGGCUUCUGGGCUCUCGCUGCCGUCCAACGCUCGGCCCUGGCCUGCCUGUGGCUCGUCCGCUGGCAGCAAGGACACGCUGAGCUGCCAAAGCAUGAGCAGUCUCCACACGAGCUCUGAGUCCAUUGAUCUGCCUCUGGGCCACCACGGGCCCAAGGUUACGAGAACCGGCAGUGUCAAGUCAACCCUGUCCGAGGGCAUGCCUCUUGACAGAAACACGCUUCCCAAAAAGAGACUGAGGUACCCGCCGUCGUCCAGACAGACGUCCCACGAAGAGGGGAUGGAGUGGCUGAGGUCGCACUCGACGGGGGGGCUUCAGGACUCCGGUAGCCAGUCCCCAAUGUCUCCACCCGGAGCCUCCUGUACCGCCACUGGAAAGUACCACUACUCCAACCUGUUGAGCCCAACUCACGUCAGCCAGUACAACCUGCCAGCGGGCAGCAGCAGCAUGAGCCGCUCCAACAGCAUCCCCGCCCAGGACUCCUUCGAGCUCUACGGCGAGGGGCACCCGCUGGGCGGCAGCGCCACCUCCCUGGAGGACCGCCCCCGCGCCAUCAGCCGCUCGGGCUCCUUCAGGGACAGCACCGACGAAGUCCACGGUUCUUCGCUGUCGCUGGUGUCCAGCACGUCUUCGCUAUACUCUGCAACAGAAGAGAAGGCACACUCAGAGGGCCAAACAGUCCAAAAUUCCACGCAAAUCAGGAAGCUGCGUCGGGAACUGGACGCCUCUCAAGAGAAGGUGGCGACCCUGACGUCCCAGCUGGCUGCCAACUCUCACUUGGUGGCUGCCUUUGAGAAGAGCCUGAGCAACAUGACGUGUCGUCUUCAGAGCCUCACCAUGACGGCCGAGCAGAAGGAGACCGAGUUGGUCGAGCUGAGGGAGACAAUUGAGUCGCUGAAGACCCAGAACACCGACGCUCAGACGGCCAUUCAGGUGGCGCUCAACGGCCCGGAUCACUUCCACAAAGACCUGCGUAUAAGGAGGCAGCAUUCGUCCGAAAGCAUGUCGAGCGUCAACAGCGCGGCCAGCCACUCCAGCAUGGGCAGCAUGGGCAAGGAUGCCGAGGACAAGAACAAGAAGAAGAAGAAGAACUGGGUGGCUGAUUCCAUCCCGGCUCAGCUCCGCAGCUCCUUCAAGCACGCCUUCAGCAAGAAGAAGACCAAGUCGCAGUCGGCCCACGACGAGAUGGAGGAGAUGAGCGACUCGCUGCCGUCCUCGCCCAAGCUGCAGCACGACAACCGGCAGGGCAGCGUCGCGACGUUGCGUUCAUCGCCUUCCACCGCCGAGCUGUGCGAGUGCACCGAAGCCGAGGCCGAGAUCAUCCUGCAGCUGAAGAACGAGUUGAGGGAGAAGGAACUCAAGCUGACCGACAUCCGCCUGGAGGCGCUGAGCUCGGCCCACCACCUGGACCAGAUCCGGGAAGCCAUGAAUCGCAUGCAGAAUGAGAUCGAGACCCUAAAAGCGGAGAAUGACCGCCUCAAGUCCAGCGGCAGCGCCACUCCCACGGCGGCUCCAGCCAAGACGGCCCGGCCCCCCUCGGAGACCUCCAGCACGUCCUCGUCUUCCUCGCGCCAGUCUCUGGGCCUGUCUCUCAACAACCUCAACAUCACCGACACGAUCAUGUCAGAUAUUCUGCUCGAUGACAGCUACGAGGGGAACCUGCGCAAAGAAGGCCGCAGCGUCCGGAUAGUGGUCAGCAUCAGCAGCGGGCCGAGCACCACCAAGGGAACGCAAACGCACGACUACCUGAUUGGCUCCAUCGGCGUGAGUGGGAAAACCAAGUGGGACGUCCUGGAUGGGGUCAUCAGACGCCUGUUCAAGGAGUACGUAUUUCGGGUGGACCCGGUGACCAGUCUGGGCCUGAGCUCGGACAGCAUCAUCAGCUACAGGAUGGGCGAGGUGGUCCGCGCCCACUCCUCCGAAGUGCCUGAGCUGCUGCCCUGCGGCUACCUGGUGGGCGAGAGCAACGUCGUCAGGGUCAACCUCAAAGGCGUGAAGGACAGCAGCAUCGACAGCCUGGUGUUCGACACGCUCAUCCCCAAGCCCAUCAUCCAGCGGUACCUCAACCUGCUGAUGGAACACCGUCGCAUCAUCCUCUCGGGGCCCAGCGGCACCGGCAAGUCCUUCCUGGCCGCCAAGCUGGCCGAGUUCAUCAUUUCCCAGACGGGGCAGGAGAUGACCGAGCACAACGUGGCCAGCUUCAACGUGGACCAGAACUCCAGCAAGGAUCUGCGUCAGUACCUGUCCAACCUGGCGGAGCGCUGCAACUCGGAGGGCACGGAUGCCAAGCUCCCCACUGUUGUCAUUCUGGACAACCUCCACCACAUUAGCUCCCUCAGCGACAUUUUCAACGGCUUCCUCAACUGCAAGUACCACAAAUGCCCUUACGUCAUUGGGACCAUGAACCAGGGGGUGUCGUCCUCUCCCAACCUGGAGCUCCAUCACAACUUCAGGUGGGUGUUGUGCACCAACCACACGGAACCCGUGAAGGGCUUCCUGGGCCGCUUCCUGCGGCGGAAGCUGAUCGAGACGGAGAUCCAUAAAAACGUGCGCAGCAACGACCUCAUUAAGAUCAUCGACUGGAUUCCCAAGACGUGGCAGCAUCUCAACGGCUUCCUGGAGGCCCACAGCUCCUCCGACGUCACCAUAGGUCCUCGCCUCUUCCUGUCGUGCCCCAUGGAUGUGGAGGGAGCGCGAGUGUGGUUCACCGACCUGUGGAACUACUCUCUGGUGCCCUACUUGCUGGAAGCUGUCCGGGAAGGACUUCAGCUCUACGGCAAGAGGGCGGCGUGGGAAGACCCGUCCAAGUGGGUGAGCGACACGUACCCGUGGCACGCCGCCGCCCCCGUGCAGCCGCAGGACGGCCAGUCGCUGCUCCAGCUCCGGCCCGAGGACGUGGGCUACGACGGAUACAGCUCGUCCAAAGAGGGGGCCUCGUCCAAGCAGGUGUCCCAGAGCGACGCCGAGGGGGAUCCCCUGAUGAACAUGUUGCUGAGGCUGCAGGAGGCGGCCAACUACUCCAGCGCGCAGAGCUGCGACAGCGACAGCGCCAGUCACCAUGACGACCAGCUGGACUCCUCGCUGGAGUCGGCGCUAUGAGAGCGAGGCGGGCCGGACAAUGCCGAAAGUGCAAAAACAUGACAAGUUGUGUGGUUUUGUUCCAAGGUGAGGCAAAAAAUUAAAAAAAAAAAAACAAAAAAAACAACAACAACCAAAAAAAAAAUCAUCCCAGUUUAUAACUGAAUCGUGUAAAAUCAAUUUUAAUUUGAAUAUCUGUCGAUUAAUACAGUGAAGAAAAUAAGUAUUUGAAGACCCUGUUAUAUUGGAAGUUCUCCCACUUAAAAGAAAAAUCCAGAAAUCACAAUGUAUGAUCUUCAGCUCUAUCACGCAAAUAAAUCAUACAUUGUGAUUUCUGGAUUUGUCUUUUUAGAUCGUCUCUCUCACAGUGGACAUGCACCGACUACGAAAAUUCCAGACCCCUCCAUGAUUUCGAAGUGGGUGAACUUGCAAUAUAGCAGGGUGUUCAAAUACUUAUUUUCUUCACUGUAGCUGGAACCAUGAUCCCAAUUAAUUCAUACGAUUGAAUUACGUUUCAUUUCUUAAUUUUUGCAUGCGGCAAAGACGCUCCCUUCACUUCCACUGCCGACCCAGGCUAAACUUGGAAUCCUCCAGGACAUACAAAGCUUGUCUCUGCAUUGAGAUGCAUCACUUCGUUUGAGCCGUCCCGCAUUGCAGUUUGCCACAUUCUUAAAAUACAACUUCUCAUGUAAAUGCACAAAGGGUUGUUUGGAGUUGGCCUCCGAGGACCAACGAAAUGAAGGAAACGCGAGGCUCAGCCGCAAUACCGUUCCUCAUUUUGGGAGCGGAAUAUCGUUUCCGCGUUCGAUCCCAGUUCCAUCGCAGCUGUUUACAGGUGGGCCGGUACUAUUCUCGACGUACUUCUUUGUUUACAGAGGUGCUUCUCACAGACUCGAAGAGUCACUGGUCCAGAAGGGUCCGGCCACUGGAACCGCCACGGUGGAUCCUCAGGCCGAGUUUGUCCCAAAUUCUACUAUUUUUAGUUCUUUUGAGAUUGAUACGAUGAUCUUCUGUGGCCAUAACGGAGGUGGGCUCUCCCUGAGUGUUUGUCAGCCAGUCACCUCGUUGCGCUCGCAUGUCAACAACCAAUCCUCCACAUGAAUGCUACUGUGAAGAAAAUGGAUAAGUGCCAACCCCCCCCUCCCCCGCCCCCUCCCAUUUCGUGUUACUGCCAAACUUCGAUUCCCGGCGGAGACUCAGUUGGAUUUCCGCGCUGAGGCCGAUCCAGAUCAUGAAAGAAAAUACCAUGCCAGUCAAGAACGUCAACGUUCGGUACGCGGACAUCCGCGACAGAAGACCUGAACAAGGGAACAAUGAUAGUGGUGCUUUCUCGUUGCCUUAAAUGUGUAAAAAGUUUUUUGUUUUGUUUGUUUGGGUGGGGGGGGGGGAGCUCUCUCUCUCUCUCUCUCCCACUUCCACUGACUUUUGACAACAAGAGGGUCACACGAAUGCUUAACUAGGGACACUCCGCGUCCCGUUUCCCUUUCUAACAGGUAUAAUAAAGUGCAAAAUCAAAGAGUUCAUGUGGUAUUGUACAUGAAUUCCAAACUGAACAAUAGUGUAAAAAAUAAAAGAAUGAAAAAGUAUAUAAAUAUAUAUAUAUGAUUAAGAAGGGUUGGGGUGGGGGGGGGUCUUUUUUUUCCACCCAGUUGAGCUGGGCUCACUUGAACUGACAGGAGCACAACCAAAUGUUUAGUUUUUCUUUUUCUUAGCAUGCUUUUGAGCCUUCUAGCCGGGGAGACCAAUUCAAAAAGAGAUAUUUACCUUUAUGUAUUCACACUCGCAUUGGACAGAAGCCAUUUUCGAUUGUCCUUUCCUUUUCGAAGCGUGGGUUGGUUUUUUUGCACACUCGGGCGGGGUUGUAAAUACUUCAGUCUUUGUUGCACAGAGAAUCAAAGAUGCAUUCGCCCGGUCGAUGUUACACUAACCUGCUAAGGAAUGAAAAAAAAAAAAAAGGAAAGAGUAAAUUAUUGUUUGAAACGAAAAAAAGAUGCAAAAAAAGUCAAACAGGUGUGCGUCUCGUGAUGUGUGUCAAUGCAGGAGGCACAAGGUGUGUAGAUAGAAAAGCGUUCUCACUAUUAAAACAAAAAAUAAAAUCACAAACGUGCACUUUUCCAGUCAGCUCCCAUCCAUCGGGUCGUGUCAUGAGAAUAUUUUGCCGGGCUGCAGAGGCGCUGAAGCUCACUCCGCAGUGUACUGUACGGGAAACAAAUAAAAUAACAACAAUAACAGGUGCUACUGGUCAGCAAACGCCCACCCACGAUAACACAACCUCAGGACAAAUCUCCAUCGUCAACAAUCCUAGCCGGCGUCAGCCUCACGCACCUCUGCAGCCGGGCCUUCCGAUGGCGAGCGUGGCGGUGGGAGGCCGCCGCUGGUUCCCGAAGCGGGGACCCCCGCGGCGUACACGGUCGGAGAACGCGGUUCUCUCUCUCUCAGCCGAAGCCCCUGGCAUUUACUCCGGGUUUGGGAGGAGAAUGUUCUCUGUUUAAUUUGUUUUUUUUUUGUUGUUUUUUUUUUUCGGGUGAAACAUUUGUCCUUAAAUGUUUUAUAUUUUGUACAUUUGUAUGUAACAUAUCAUGUAAAUAGACAGAGACAGUGAUUUAACUCAUCUGGACUGAGGAUUUUGUAGUCUUUGUAAAAGCUCUAAUAAUAAAUGGUAUUUGGUGUCACACGAGCAAAAACUGGUUGUCCUUUAAAGUGUCUUGUAUGAGGACUUGAAAAGAUCUCAAAUGUUGCAGUGCUAUUUUUUGUACAUGAUGUAAAAUUAAUCACUUAUUUACUACAGCAGAUUCCACGACACACGUGAUGAUUGUAAUGCCCUUAACACCAAAAUAAAAGAAUAAAUACAGUACAUGAAAAUA